AUGCAAAGUACCCAAAGUGAGAUUGAAAUUGAGCGUGCAAUCAAGCGCCAGCGUCUUGAAGACCGUAACAUUAUUGUUAUAAAGCCGUUGGUACCACCUGCUUGUAUUUUAGAAGAAUUACCAGUUACACCAGAGGUGUAUGAAUUGGUGGACACAACCCGCGAUGCAGUAUCUCGCAUUUUGCACGGUGAAGAUGACCGUUUGGUUGUGAUUGUGGGUCCAUGUUCGAUUCAUGAUGUAGAGGCUGCUAUGGACUACGGAAAGCGUCUUAAAACGCUUGCAGACGAACUCAAAGGAGAAUUGCUGGUGAUUAUGCGCACCUAUUUUGAAAAACCUCGUACUACAGUUGGUUGGAAAGGACUGAUUAAUGACCCCGACCUGAAUCAGUCUUAUAACAUUAAUAAGGGUAUCCGCAUUGCUCGCAAGCUGUUGCUGGAUCUGAACUCGCUUGGUAUACCUGUAAGCCUUGAAUUCCUUGAUACUAUCUCACCGCAAUUUACAUCCGACCUCAUUUCGUGGGGAGCUAUUGGUGCUCGUACUACGGAGUCACAAUUGCACCGUGAACUUACCAGUGGAUUAUCCAUGCCAGUGGGUUUCAAGAAUGGUACGGGUGGCAAUGCGAAGGUAGCAGUGGACGCGGCUGUGGCUGCAUCACAACCGCACAACUUUUUGGGCUUGAAUGGACACGGACUGGCGUCUAUUGUGCGUACCAAGGGCAACAAGGACUGCCAUGUGAUCUUGCGCGGUGGCUCAAGUGGCCCCAACUACGAGCAGAAGUACAUUGAUGAGGCUGCUGCAAUGCUAGUGAAGGCGAAGCAACCGUCCAAAAUCAUGGUAGACUGCUCGCAUGGCAACUCCCGCAAACAACACGCCAAUCAAAUGAAGGUGGCUAGCUACUUGGCUGGCAUUGUGGCUGAAGGUGACACAAACGUGCUGGGUGUCAUGAUUGAGUCAAAUAUCGUGGAGGGCAACCAGUCGCUCGGUGAUGAUCCGUCCAAGCUCAUUUACGGCAAGAGCAUCACGGAUGCGUGCAUUAAAUGGGAAGAUACGGUCACAGUACUAAAGGAGCUUGCGGGUGCUGUAAGUAAGCGGCGUAAACGUGCUGAUGCCUACUAA
This is a messenger RNA of Peronospora belbahrii, 1116 nucleotides long. The record is from the annotation of a GenBank genome assembly. Lineage: Eukaryota; Oomycota; Peronosporomycetes; Peronosporales; Peronosporaceae.